Messenger RNA from Batrachochytrium dendrobatidis JAM81, 1050 nucleotides. RefSeq lists its product as uncharacterized. The record is from RefSeq and is a predicted model, not a curated record. Gene Ontology annotation, biological process: retrograde vesicle-mediated transport, Golgi to endoplasmic reticulum. NCBI's taxonomy places the organism in Eukaryota, Fungi, Chytridiomycota, Chytridiomycetes, Rhizophydiales. Gene Ontology annotation, cellular component: endoplasmic reticulum; SNARE complex. The coding region runs from base 1 to 1050 and encodes 349 amino acids. The transcript is spliced from 3 exons.
AUGGCAUCUGUAGCUUCUUUCGAGCAUGCAUUGCAUGCUCAAGAGCAUCCAUCAUCCACCAUGUUACCUACUGCUACACCCAUGGAAGUAUCACUCAUGACUGAUGAGAAAAAGGAUGUGCUUGACAUGCAGAUUCAGGCUAUCAUCAAGGGUUGUUUGACUAUGAUUCAAGCUCUCUCAAAACUAAUAGAUGCGAAUGCAAUGAAUGACAAAACAGAUGAAAAAACUGGGUUUUUGAGCAUGUUUGAAACUCGAACAAAACUUGCUGGAACAAUCCAUUUAAAAUCCAUGCGAGAAUCUGUAGUAUGGAUUUUGGAGCAUCGACUCAUGUCAACAUCGAAUAUCCAACAAGCCAUGCAAGAGUAUCGACUUGAAAGAAGUAUUCGUCAUCAGGAAAGUUAUCUACGUCAAGAUUUAAGUCAUCUUAAAGUGUUAUUACCCAAAUCUCCUGAUCGUACAACCGAGGCACGCUCGUCGUCUUUGAGUCGUUUUGUUCCCAAUGCAGUCAAGGCUCGCGUAGGUCGAUUUAAAAAUAAUCGAUUGGAUUCAUCUGGAUCGGGUCGAGAAUCUUUAAUUCAAUCCGAUCCCAUUUUAACUGAUUCAUCUCCUCAAAACACCUCACCACAACAUUCAUCUACUACCAAUACAACUCCAUUCAAAUUCGAUUUUCCAGUCGAUCCCUAUGCAUCCAACAGUAUGGACGAGGAUGAGUCUCAAAUGACGUUCACUGUAGGAGAACGUGCUGCUCUCGAACAAGACAACUCCACCAUGAUGGACCAACUCGAAUCCACAUUAACUCAAGUACGAACUGCUACUCAAUCCCUCAACGAAAUCGCUCAACUGCAAUCAACUCUAGCUCAUCAUCUCCAAGCACAAUCCGAAACGAUUGAUUCCAUUUACGAUGAUGCUGAAAAAGCAAACCAAACCAUUGCCAAAGGCAAUGACAAUUUGAAAAGCGCGCAAAAGUAUUUCGGUGGUCCACGAUGGUGGGUGUUGUAUGUUUUACUGACUAUAAGUGGAUUGUUACUACUUUUAGAUUCGUUUUUUUAA